Molecule: messenger RNA, 2779 nt
Organism: Nomascus leucogenys (northern white-cheeked gibbon)
Lineage: Eukaryota; Metazoa; Chordata; Mammalia; Primates; Hylobatidae
Gene: NOC2L
Product: NOC2 like nucleolar associated transcriptional repressor
Biological process (GO): ribosomal large subunit biogenesis; negative regulation of transcription by RNA polymerase II
Cellular component (GO): Noc2p-Noc3p complex; nucleoplasm; Noc1p-Noc2p complex
Molecular function (GO): transcription corepressor activity; histone binding
Source: RefSeq, a predicted model, not a curated record
GUGCGCAGCCGCGCGGCAUUCUGGGGCCGGAAGUGGGGCGCACGCUGCGGGCUGGUGUCAUGGCAGCUGCGCGGAGCCGCAAGAGGCGCCUGGCGGAGCUGACGGUGGACGAGUUCCUAGCUUCGGGCUUUGACUCCGAGUCCGAAUCUGAGUCCGAAAACUCCCCAGAAGCGGAGACGCGGGAGGCACGCGAGGCUGCCCGGAGUCCGGAUGAGCCGGGCGGGAGCCCCUCGGCCAGCCGGCGUAAAGGCCGUGCCUCUGAGCACAAAGACCAGCUCUCUCGGCUGAAGGACAGAGACCCCGAGUUCUACAAGUUCCUGCAGGAGAAUGACCAGAGCCUGCUAAACUUCAGCGACUCGGACAGCUCUGAGGAGGAAGAGGAGCCGUUCCACUCCCUGCCAGAUGUGCUGGAGGAAGCCAGUGAGGAGGAGGAUGGAGCGGAGGGGGGGGACGAUGGGGACAGAGCCCCCAGAGGGCUGAAGGGGACGAAGAAUUGUGUUCCUGUGACCCUCGCCAUGGUUGAGAGAUGGAAGCAGGCAGCAAAGCAACGCCUCACUCCAAAGCUGUUCCAUGAAGUGGUACAGGCGUUCCGAGCAGCUGUGGCCACCACCCAAGGGGACCAGGAAAGUGCUGAGGCCAACAAAUUCCAGGUCACGGACAGCGCUGUGUUCAAUGCUCUGGUUACCUUCUGCAUCAGAGACCUUAUUGGCUGUCUCCAGAAGCUGCUGUUUGGAAAGGCGGCAAAGGACAGCAGCAGGAUGCUGCAGCCGUCUAGCAGCCCGCUCUGGGGGAAGCUCCGUGUGGACAUCAAGGCAUACCUGGGCUCGGUCAUACAGCUGGUGUCCUGUCUGGCGGAGACGACGGUGUUGGCAGCCAUGCUGCGGCACAUCAGCGUGCUGGUGUCCUGCUUCCUGACCUUCCCCAAGCAGUGCCGCAUGCUGCUCAAGAGAAUGGUGGUCGUAUGGAGCACUGGGGAGGAGUCCCUGCGGGUGCUGGCUUUCCUGGUCCUCAGCAGAGUCUGCCGGCACAAGAAGGACACUUUCCUCGGCCCCGUCCUCAAGCAAAUGUACAUCACGUAUGUGAGGAACUGCAAGUUCACCUCGCCUGGUGCCCUCCCCUUCAUCAGUUUCAUGCAGCGGACGCUGACGGAGCUGCUGGCCCUGGAGCCGGGUGUGGCCUACCAGCACGCCUUCCUCUACAUCCGCCAGCUCGCCAUACACCUGCGCAACGCCAUGACCACCCGCAAGAAGGAAACGUACCAGUCUGUGUACAACUGGCAGUACGUGCACUGCCUCUUCCUGUGGUGCCGGGUCCUCAGCACUGCGGGUCCCAGCGAAGCCCUCCAGCCCUUGGUCUACCCGCUUGCCCAGGUCAUCAUUGGCUGUAUCAAGCUCAUCCCCACUGCCCGCUUCUACCCACUGCGAAUGCACUGCAUCCGUGCCCUGACGCUGCUCUCGGGGAGCUCGGGGGCCUUCAUCCCAGUGUUGCCUUUCAUCCUGGAGAUGUUCCAGCAGGUCGACUUCAACAGGAAGCCAGGGCGCAUGAGCUCCAAGCCCAUCAACUUCUCCGUGAUCCUGAAGCUGUCCAAUGUCAACCUGCAGGAGAAGGCGUACCGGGAUGGCCUGGUGGAGCAGCUGUACGACCUCACCCUGGAGUACCUGCACAGCCAGGCACACUGCAUCGGCUUCCCGGAGCUAGUGCUGCCUGUGGUCCUGCAGCUGAAGUCGUUCCUCCGGGAGUGCAAAGUGGCCAACUACUGCCGGCAGGUGCAGCAGCUGCUUGGGAAGGUUCAGGAGAACUCGGCGCACAUCUGCAGCCGCCGCCAGAGGGUUUCCUUCGGCGUCUCUGACCAGCAGGCAGUGGAAGCCUGGGAGAAGCUGACCCGGGAAGAGGGGACCCCCCUGACCUUGUACUACAGCCACUGGCGCAAGCUGCGUGACCGGGAGAUCCAGCUGGAGAUCAGUGGCAAAGAGCGGCUGGAAGACCUGAACUUCCCUGAAAUCAAAAGAAGGAAGGUGGCUGACAGGAAGGAUGAGGACAGGAAGCAAUUUAAAGACCUCUUUGACCUGAACAGCUCUGAAGAAGACGACACCGAGGGAUUCUCGGAGAGAGGGAUACUGAGGCGCCUGAGCACUCGGCAUGGGGUGGAAGAGGAUGAAGAGGACGAGGAGGACAGCAGCAACUCGGAAGAUGGAGACCCAGACGCAGAGGCGGGGCUGGCCCCUGGGGAGCUGCAGCGGCUGGCCCAGGGGCCGGAGGACGAGCUGGAGGAUCUGCAGCUUUCAGAGGAGGACUGAGGCAGCCCAUCUGGGGGCCUAUAGGGGCCGCCUGGCUGGUGGCCAGUGUUUCCCCCUCUCCAGCAGUCAGGCCUAGAGACUGGCGUCUGUGCAGCUGGGGGAGGCGGUCGACAGGGGACAGGCUUUAUUAUUUAUUUUUCAGCGUGAAAGACCAAACGUACCGAGACCUGGACUGGGCUGGCGUGGGUGCUGAAACCCCACAGCUGUGGGCUGUUGAAGUCAGUUCCGCGGGGGAGCUGACCCUGACGUCAGCAGACUGAGACCAGUCCCAGUUCCAGGGGGAAGGCCUGCAGGCCCCUGGCCCCUUCCACCACCUCUGCCCUCCGCCUGCAAACCUCGUCCAUCCGCAUCAGGCUCUGCAUUCACUCCCCCAAGUCUUUGGAAAUGUGUUCCUUUCUUUUGAAGUCACAGUUUCCUUUAAAAUUUGUUUUGCAUCCAAAACCGAAAGAAAUAAAGCUGUGGGAGGCAGGCCAUUGUAUUGA